This is a messenger RNA of Zerene cesonia (dogface butterfly), 1101 nucleotides long. It is a transcript of the gene Inx7, whose product is annotated as innexin inx7. Bases 1 to 1101 code for a protein of 366 amino acids. The transcript is spliced from 6 exons. NCBI's taxonomy places the organism in Eukaryota, Metazoa, Arthropoda, Insecta, Lepidoptera, Pieridae. Gene Ontology annotation, cellular component: plasma membrane; gap junction. Gene Ontology annotation, biological process: phototransduction. The record is from RefSeq and is a predicted model, not a curated record. Gene Ontology annotation, molecular function: gap junction channel activity.
AUGUUGAUGACAUCACUACACGCGCUGACGCCGCGCAUGAGAUUCAAUUACUCGAAGGCUAUUAUCGACAAUACAGUCUUCAAAUUGCAUUACAAGUUCACGGUGACGAUGCUCUUGGGUUUCGUGAUCCUGGUCUGCGCCAGGGAGUACUUCGGAGAGCAUAUCAAGUGCCUCUCCGACCAGGGUGUACCACCCCAUGUAAUCCAGACCUAUUGUUUCUUUAUGGCUACCUUUACCAUUGUUCGGCAUUAUAAUGAGAGCCUUCUCGAAGGUGGAUUCUUGCCGCAUCCCGGUGUAGGACCGAUCCUAUCUACUGAUGAAACGAUUCAUCAUACAUACUACCAGUGGGUGCCCUUUGUCCUCUUCAUACAAUCUAUUUGCUUUUAUAUGACGCAUUAUAUUUGGAAGAGGAAAGAAGGCGGCAGGAUCAAGGCUCUAGUGGAAGGCUUGCAGUAUGCUAGCUUAGCGUUACACGACACAGACAUGCAGGCUGGCAGCAUUUCAGUUCCCUCCAAGGCCACUCUUGAGAGCAGAGUGAAUCUCAUUAAGAAGGACAUCAUAUUGAGGCUGCGAGUAACAAGGACCUGGUCGACAUGGCUGAUCUCGUUGGAGGUGGUCAAUCUGCUGCACGUCAUGUUCCAAGUGUGGGUCGUCAACAAGUUCCUGCAUGGGAGCUUCAUGGGGCUGGGACCACAUGUACUGAACCUAAAGGAUUGGCAAAAUAAAACCGAUCCGUUGGAGACUGUGUUUCCUAAGGUAACAAAAUGCAUCUUCCACAAGUAUGGUCCCAGCGGAUCCAUCCAGCAACACGACGCGCUCUGCGUGAUGGCUCUGAACAUUAUCCAUGAGAAGAUCUACGUCAUCUUGUGGUUCUGGUUCCUGAUUCUCUUCAUCGUUUCCUUGCUUGCUGUCAUUUGGAGGUUCGUAUCCUUCUUCAUGUUCCGCCGAUCACUGAAGUUCAACGAAAUGGUCUUCCGUCACGUUUCCAAGAGCAAGUUCAACCCUUACAACGUCAUCAAUGUGGUGAACGGGUGCGAGUUUGGGGACUGGUUGUUUUUGUACUAUCUCGCGAAGAACAUGAAAUCCGCUACGUUCCAGUGA